AUGUGUGACACUGGCUGCUCCUCGGGCUGCCAGCCGGCCUGCUCUGUGCCCAGCCCCUGCCAGGCAUCCUGCUAUGUGCCUGUGAGCUGCCAGCCAGCCGUGUGCACACCCGUGAGCUGCCAGCCAGCCGUGUGCACACCCGUGAGCUGCCAGCCUGCCGUGUGCACGCCCGUGAACUGCCAGUCAGCCGUGUGCACGCCCGUCAGCUGCCAGCCUGCCGUGUGUACGCCCGUGAGCUCCCAGUCAGCCGUGUGCACGCCCGUGAGCUGCCAGUCAGCCGUGUGCACGCCUGUCAGCGGCCAGCCCGCUGUGUAUGUGGCCCCCUUCUGCCAGUCCUCUGGGUGCUGCCAGCCCGCCUGCCCCACCCUGGUCUGCAGACCGGUCUCCUGUAGCUCCCCUUGCUGCUGUUGACCACGAGUCCCUUACUCAGCUGCUCUCCGUGCAGACGGGUCCACACCUGUACCCCUCCCGGAACAAGUCCUCUCUGGGCCUCCAGGUUCUGCACGUGGCAGAUGAAAAGCAUGUUCAGCGAAGCCUCUGACCUCCAGCAUGAGAAUGUGGCAGGAUGAUCUGGAUCCCUCCGUGACCCUGCCCGUCCCCUCAGGGAAGCCCUGGCUCCCAGGGUCCUUCUCUGUCUCCAGCAGGAAACCAAACCCCAUGUGAGCCAAAUAAAUCAUGCUUUCCAAUGCA
This is a messenger RNA of Ceratotherium simum simum (southern white rhinoceros), 690 nucleotides long. NCBI's taxonomy places the organism in Eukaryota, Metazoa, Chordata, Mammalia, Perissodactyla, Rhinocerotidae. The record is from RefSeq and is a predicted model, not a curated record.